Molecule: messenger RNA, 7946 nt
Organism: Struthio camelus australis
Lineage: Eukaryota; Metazoa; Chordata; Aves; Struthioniformes; Struthionidae
Source: RefSeq, a predicted model, not a curated record
UUCUGUGAAGUGCUCUAAAUGCAGGAGUCGUCUGCUCCAUGGAAAAAUUUGUUUUCAGGUCUAAUGGACUGUGCUAAAGGAGACGUGGGGUGGGGCUUCACUCACUGCUGUAAUUUGAUCCAGAGCAGAUAGCAACCUCUUCCACACAAUUUGGUCUGGUGCUUGCACAUAAAAGCUUGAGUAUCUCGAUUAUUGUAACUUUGUUAGCUGAAAAGAAGCUGGUGCAGCGUUCAUUUUCUUUAUUGGUAGUGGGAGGGAGGGGGAGAGAGAAAGGACACAUUGCAGCCUGCAAAGUAAUGUAGGUAAAUAACUGGAGUGCCUGUGUGCUUAGACUGUCCAUAAUUUGACUUGCUAGAAGUUUGUUUUAGCAGGCUAUCAGAAGCAUUUUUCUCAUAUAAAAUCCUGAUGCAGUGUCCUCUUUUGCUUCUGUGACCUAAUGUUUUGGUGUUUUGUCCUUGCUGGUGAGGUAGCUCCACGCUCUACAAUAAAUUCAUGGGAUUUUUCAACGUUUUGGGCUGCCCUUGCAUCUUGGACCUCCGGAAUGGCCCAGUGCAGCAUGUGGAAACCUAAAUAAAUAAUUCAUUUAUUAAUAUAGGAAGUUGCUCUUGUGCCCAAGUACAGUUCAAGAAUUUUCUAAUGUAAAAGGUCAUCCCUGAACCAUGGAGGUGCUGCAGUGUGAUGGCUGCGAUUUUCGAGCUCCAUCCUAUGAAGACCUAAAAGCUCACAUUCAGGAUGUUCACACUGCUUUUCUGCAGCCAACGGAUGUCUCUGAAGAAAGCCCUAGUCAGCCAAGGUCUGGCUCCAUGAAUGCUAGCAACCAGACCGAGGUUGAAUUUUCCUCUGUAAAGGAUGAAUUUACAAUUGCAGAUGAAAUAGCAGGGCAAAAUGCAGCAACUCAGAUGGGGACUGGAAGUUACUAUAGCCAGAGCCAGAGUUUCUAUGGUCAGCAUAUGGCUCCAAAUCCUAAACCAACCAACAAGUUUUUCCAGUGCAAGUUCUGUGUGCGUUACUUCCGUUCCAAAAACCUCCUCAUAGAGCACACACGCAAAGUUCACGGAUCACAGGCUGGGGGGAGCUCAGUGGGGCCACCAGCCGCUGGUUCCCUAAAUUACAACAUCAUGAUGCAUGAGGGGUUUGGCAAAGUUUUCUCUUGCCAGUUCUGCACCUACAAAUCACCCAGGCGUGCAAGGAUUAUUAAGCACCAGAAAAUGUAUCACAAGAACAACCUGAAAGAGAGUUCAACUCCCCCUGCUGCUGCUGCUGCUGCUAUAUCUGAAUCGACGUCUGCCUCUGUACCUGUGCAAGAGCCCUGCAAGGAACUGCCUGCGGAGGUGGUUGAGAGGAGCAUUUUGGAAUCGAUGGUCAAGCCCCUGACAAAGUCCAGGGGCAACUUUUGCUGUGAAUGGUGCAGCUACCAGACGCCUCGGAGGGAGCGCUGGUGUGACCACAUGAUGAAGAAGCACCGCAGCAUGGUAAAAAUACUUUCAAGCCUGAGGCAGCAACAAGAAGGAACUAGUGCACCUGAUGUGCAGAGUAAGAGCGCCCAGAAUGCCUCCCCAAACUCUAAUUAUAUCUCCAUGAAUACGACAGGACGUGAGAUGCCGAACGCUAAUGUCUCAAACUUCAGAAGCUCUGUGGGCAAUUCCCUUAUGAGGCCAAACUCCUCUACAUCCUCCAAGUUUUCUUCUGUGUCUUAUCCUCAAAUGAAGCCUAAGUCACCUCACAACUCGGGCAUGGUUAAUUUGUCCGACAGAUCCCGCUAUGGGAUUGCUGAUAUGACGAAUUCUUCUGCUGACUUGGAAACAAACAGUAUGCUAAAUGACUCCAGCUCAGAUGAAGAGCUAAAUGAAAUGGACAGUGAGAAUGGCUUGAACUCCAUGGAUCACCAGACCUCAGGAAUGUCUGCAGAGCAGCUGAUGGGUUCUGAUGGCAACAAACUUUUGGAGACAAAGGGGAUUCCCUUUAGAAGGUAUAUGAACAGAUUCCAGUGUCCUUUUUGCCCUUUCCUGACAAUGCAUCGCCGAAGCAUCUCCCGUCACAUUGAGAACAUCCACCUCUCUGGGAAGACAGCUGUAUACAAGUGUGAUGAAUGCCCUUUCACCUGCAAGAGUUCAUUAAAGCUUGGAGCCCAUAAGCAGUGUCAUACAGGUGCAACACCAGACUGGGACACCGUGAACUCUCAAAGCGAAAGCAUUGCCGCCUCUUUGAAUGAGAGCACAAUUUCUUAUGAGACUGGAAAUAUAAAUGGCAGGAAGUCAGCUGGGAUGAUGGAACCGAUGCCGCCGCAGCAGCAGCAGCAGCAGCAGUCACCCCAACCCCAUUCACAGCAUCCCUACAAGUGCACAAUGUGCAACUAUUCUACCACGACUCUGAAAGGCCUCAGAGUUCAUCAGCAGCACAAGCACUCGUUCUGUGACAACUUGCCAAAGUAUGAUGGACCGCCAUCCAACACACCACAAGAAAGUGAGGCAGAUGUGCACACCUCUGCCAGCACAGUGAAGAAAAGCCAGACCUCAAUUCUUGGUCUCUCAUCUAAAAAUAACUUUGUUGCAAAGGCCCCCCGCAAGGUGUCAAAUGACUUUCCUUUGGAUCUCUCACCUGUGAAAAAGAGAACGAGAAUUGAUGAAAUAGCAAGCAAUCUGCAGAGCAAAAUCAGCCAAAACAAACAGCAAGAAGAUGCUGUGAUUAAUGUAGAGGAUGAUGAGGAAGAGGAGGAAGACAACGAGGUGGAGAUAGAAGUGGAGCUGGACAGAGAAGAAGAGCAAACAGAACCAAUGAUAGAGGUUUCGAGUUCUUACGCACCCCAGCAAAUGUGGGGGAGAGAGGCUAAUGAUUCCCAGAAGGAGACAAACUUCAGAAGCAUGCAGCAUGAUUAUAAUUCCACCAAUGGAGCAGAAAUUGAGCUCACUUUAUCUGAAGAUGAGGAAGAUUAUUAUUCUUCUGUCAGCAUGAAAGACCAUCAGAGUCCUAACGCCUCUGUUCUGGGGAGCCAGUCAAACAUGUAUGGUGCCGAUCAGAACAAUGAGAAUGCAGAGUUUAAUGACUCUGGCAGGCUUUAUUAUUGUAAACACUGUGAUUUCAGCAACAAAUCUGCCCGGAGUGUUAGCACUCACUACCAGCGGAUGCACCCCUAUAUUAAAUUCAGCUUUAGAUAUAUCUUGGAUCCCAAUGAUCACAGUGCGGUAUACCGAUGUCUUGAGUGCUAUAUUGACUACACAAACUUUGAAGACCUGCAGCAGCAUUAUGGAGAGCAUCACCCUGAAGCUAUGAAUGUACUGAACUUUGAUCACUCUGAUCUGAUCUACCGCUGUCGCUUCUGCUCUUAUACAAGCCCGAAUGUUAGAAGCCUGAUGCCACAUUACCAAAGAAUGCAUCCUACAGUGAAAAUUAACAAUGCAAUGAUAUUUUCAAGCUAUGUUGUUGAGCAGCAAGAAGGGCUGACCACAGAGUCUCAGACACUGAGAGAGAUCUUGAAUUCUGCACCAAAAACUAUGGCAACCUCCACCCCCGUGGCUCGUGGGGCUGGUAUGCCAGCUGGUUUUACCAAAAGUGCCGCCAAGAGUUUUAGUCCUGAAUGUGAAAAUCAGAAGGAGCCUUCAGUCAAUACUGUGGUUGUUUAUGACUGUGAUGUGUGUUCAUUUGCAAGCCCCAACAUGCAUUCAGUUCUAGUGCAUUACCAGAAAAAGCACCCUGAAGAAAAGGCAUCUUAUUUCAGAAUUCAGAAGACCAUGCGUGUAGUUUCUGUUGACAGGGGCUCUGCCCUGGCUCAGAUGUCUUUUGAGAUGGGGACGCCUGUCUCCCCAAAACUGUCUAACUUGGCUUCUCAACCUCCACCUCCACCUCCCCCAGAGCUUGCUACUGAACUCUACUAUUGCAAACACUGUUCGUACAGCAACCGCUCAGUUGUGGGAGUGCUUGUCCACUACCAGAAAAGACAUCCAGAAAUAAAGGUCACUGCCAAAUACAUUAGGCAGGCACCCCCCACAGCAGCAAUGAUGAGGGCUGGUGAGUUGCCACCUGGUAUUCAAAGGCCACCAGUGUCAAUGCAGUUGAGCCGGGGCAGUUCCGAGAGCUCCGCGAAUCCUCCAGAGAAUGAAAUGUUCUUCUGCCAACACUGUGAUUAUGGAAACCGAACCGUGAAAGGUGUGCUCAUUCAUUACCAAAAGAAGCAUCGUGACUUCAAAGCUAAUGCAGAUGUGAUUAGGCAGCAUACAGCUACCAUUAGAAGCCUUUGCGAUCGCAGCCAGAAGAAAUCAUCUGGCAGCAUGCCGGCUCACACCUCCAGCACCGAGCGGGACAAGUCAAAGCUGAGAGCCCUCAAAUGCAGGCAGUGUAGCUACACCUCACCUUACUUCUAUGCAUUGAGGAAGCAUAUCAAGAAAGACCACCCGACUCUAAAGGCCACAGUAACAUCCAUUCUGAGAUGGGCAUUUUUGGAUGGCUUGAUAGAAGCUGGUUAUCACUGUGAGUGGUGCAUUUAUUCACACAUGGAGCCAAGCGGUUUGCUUGUGCAUUACCAAAGGAGACAUCCUGAGCAUUAUGUUGACUAUACAUACAUGGCCACUAAACUCUGGGCAGGUCCUGAUCCUUCCCCUCCUGCUCUAGUGAUGCCAACAGAGACAAAGACCUAUAAAUGCAGAGAUUGCAUUUUUGAAGCAUCUUCCAUUUGGGAUAUUACUAAUCAUUACCAGGCUUUUCACCCUUGGGCCAUGAAUGGGGAUGAAUCUGUGUUGUUAGAUAUCAUUAAGGAGAAAGAUGCUGCUGAGAAGUCUGGCACGCAGCCCGAUGAAGCUGGGGCCAGGAUCAGUUCUGAAGACCAGAUUACAACGUCACAGAUGGAUCAGGAUGCAGAGUGUGCAGAGGACCCCAGUCUUUCCCAGGAAAAAACUGUCCAGCUGGCAUCUGCAAACCCUGCCAUUUCCUCCACUCCAUAUCAGUGUACGGUUUGUCAAUCUGAGUACAACAAUUUGCAUGGUCUCCUGACACACUAUGGGAAAAAACAUCCUGGCAUGAAAGUAAAAGCUGCAGACUUUGCUCAGGAUAUAGACAUUAACCCAGGAGCUGUAUAUAAGUGCAGACAUUGCCCAUACAUUAAUACACGCAUUCACGGUGUCCUCACACACUACCAGAAGCGGCACCCAUCAAUAAAGGUCACUGCUGAAGACUUCGUGCAUGACGUGGAACAGUCAAAUGACAUCACUCAGAACGAUGUGGAAGAGACGAGCAGGAUUUUCAAGCAAGGCUAUGGUGCUUAUCGGUGCAAACUGUGCCCUUAUACCCAUGGUACGCUGGAGAAGCUCAAAAUUCACUAUGAGAAAUACCACAAUCAGCCUGAAUUUGAUGUUUUUGCGCAGUCACCACCAAAGGUGUCUGCCUCAGUGGAGCCAGACAUAGUGACUGAAAUCAAGGCCUCCCCAGAAAUUGCUGCUGAGGAUAUCGGAGAAAUCUCUGUCGCAGCACCUCAUUUCUCCAGUUCUCAUUUAGUGUCUCACACAGUUUUCCGAUGUCAGCUCUGCAAAUACUUCUGUUCCACCCGGAAGGGGAUAGCCAGGCACUACCGCAUCAAACAUAACAAUGUCCGAGCACAGCCGGAAGGCAAGAACAACCUCUUCAAGUGUGCUCUGUGUUCCUACACCAACCCUAUCCGCAAGGGGCUUGCGGCACACUACCAGAAAAGACAUGACAUUGAUGCUUACUACACUCACUGCUUAGCAGCCUCCAGGACGGUAAGCGACAAACCCAAUAAAGUGAUCAUUCCAUCUCCUCCCAAAGAUGACACUCCUCAGUUAAGCGAGGAGCUGAGGAGAGCUGUGGAGAAGAAGAAAUGCUCACUUUGUUCCUUCCAGUCCUUCAGCAAAAAGGGUAUUGUGUCCCACUACAUGAAGCGUCACCCCGGUGUUUUCCCUAAGAAGCAGCACGCGAGCAAGCUAGGGGGUUACUUCACUGCUGUAUAUGCUGAUGAACAUGAAAAGCCAACUCCAGCUGAGGAGAGGAAUGACUUUGAAAAGCCUGAGGUGGAGAGCGAAGCUCAGGAAAUUGAGUGGCUUCCUUUCAGGUGCAUAAAAUGUUUCAAGCUCUCCUUCAGCACAGCAGAGCUGCUGUGCAUGCAUUACACUGACCACCACAGCAAGGAUUUGAAGAGAGACUUUACCAUACUGGGAAGUGGCACCCGCUCUCAUAAUGCUGUCUACCAGUGCAAGCACUGUGAUACUAAAUUGCAUAGCACAGCAGAGCUGACCUCACACUUGAGUAGUCACAACGAGGAAUUCCAGAAGCGUGCCAAACGUCAGGAGAGGAGGAAACAGCUUCUGAGCAAGCAGAAAUACGCGGAUGGUGCUUUUGCAGAUUUCAAACAAGAGAGGGCUUUUGGACACUUGGAAGAUGUUUCAAAACUUAAGGAGAGGAAAGUGGUUGGCUACAAAUGUAAAUUUUGUGUGGAAGUCCAUCCAACACUUCGCGCUAUCUGUAAUCACCUCCGCAAGCAUGUCCAAUAUGGGAAUGUCUCUUCUGUGUCAGCUACAGUAAAGCAGGAAGCUGAAGAUUCUUCAAACACAACUUUGAUGGAGGGUUGUGAGGGAGCCAAAGACCCUGGCAUUGUGGAAUUUACAGAAGCUGAAUCUGGAACAUCCUUGGAAGAUGAAACCAGGCCUGGGGGCUACCACUGCAGCCAGUGUGACCGGGUUUUGAUGUCUAUGCAGGGUCUACGAUCUCACGAGGGGAGUCACUUGGCUCUCGCCAUGUUUACCCGGGAAGACAAGUACAGCUGCCAGUAUUGCUCCUUUGUCUCAGCUUUCAGGCACAAUCUGGAUCGUCAUAUGCAGACCCAUCAUGGACACCAUAAGCCGUUCCGUUGCAAACUCUGCCCGUUCAAGUCCUCUUAUAACAGCCGCCUGAAAACCCAUAUACUCAAAGCUCAUGCUGACUCUUCAUACUCAGAGCCUCCUGAUGUUCAGCAGCAGUUGAACCACUACCAGUCUGCAGCUUUGGCCAGGAACAACAAUAAUAUCAGCCCAGUCCCACUUUCUGGGAGUGCUGCAGGAGUGGAAAAAACAGAAGCCAUCCUUAACUGUGAAUUUUGUGAAUUCUCCUCGGGUUACAUACAGAGCAUUCGGCGUCAUUACCGUGACAAGCAUGGAGGGAAGAAGCUCUUCAAGUGCAAAGAUUGUUCCUUUUAUACAGGCUUUAAAUCUGCUUUUACUAUGCACGUGGAAGCUGGGCAUUCGGCAGUUCCUGAGGAAGGACCCAAAGACCUUCGCUGUCCUCUUUGCCUAUAUCACACCAAAUACAAACGCAACAUGAUUGACCACAUAGUUCUGCACAGAGAAGAGCGGGUCGUUCCCAUUGAAGUCUGUCGUUCCAAACUGUCCAAGUACUUGCAGGGAGUUGUUUUCCGCUGUGAUAAGUGUACCUUUACCUGCUCCAGUGAUGAGAGCUUGCAGCAGCACAUAGAGAAGCACAAUGAACUGAAACCUUACAAAUGCCAGCUCUGCUACUAUGAGACCAAACACACAGAGGAGCUGGAUGCUCACCUUCGAGAUGAGCACAAGGUGAGUCGUAAUUUUGAGCUGGUUGGACGGGUUAACUUGGAUCAGUUGGAACAAAUGAAGGGGAAAACAGAAAGCUCCAGCAGUGAUGAGGAAGAAAAAGAAGAAGAGUUAAUCCCCAAGACUGAAGAGAGAGAUCCCAUGAUGUUUCCUGACAGCGGCGCCCUGGAGAAGCGCUUCCCGUGCGAGUUCUGCGGCCGGUCGUUCACAGAGGGCUCUGAGUGGGAGCGACACGUGCUGAGACACGGCAUGGCGCUGAACGAAUGCAAGCGCAGGAGCAGCGAGGACAGCCAGCUGAAGGAGGACGCGGAGGAGACUGUUAGCACACUGCCAGUGGAAGAAAAGGAAGGCAUUGAGAAAAUGCUAGUAGGAAGAAACAAAGCUGCUUUUAGGACUGAAUGA